Molecule: messenger RNA, 249 nt
Organism: Dentiscutata erythropus
Lineage: Eukaryota; Fungi; Glomeromycota; Glomeromycetes; Diversisporales; Gigasporaceae
Source: the annotation of a GenBank genome assembly
AAAGAAAGAGAGAAAGCGAGAAAGAGAGAGAGAAAGAGAAAGAGAGUGAAAAAAGUGAAAAGAGAAGGGGAAGAAAAAGAAAGAGAGAAAAAUAGAGAAAGAAAAGAGAAGAAAAAGGAGAAGAGAAAGAAAAAAGGGAGAAGAAAAAAAGAAAAAGAAAAAGAAAAAAAAAAGGAAAGAAAGGGGAAGAGAGAGGAAAAGAAAGGGAAGAAAGAGGAAGAGGGGGAAGAGAGGAAAGAGAGUUUGUAA